UGAGGUUACGUGGCCGAAACUGAAAGUAUCACACAUUAAAUCUUUAAAAAAUACAUUCACAAUGAACAUUAUUAAGUACAUUAUUACAUUAAUAUGUUUCUACGUAAAUCAUAGUUUUGCGUAUUUCAUAACAGUAGAUGCACACGCUGAAGAAUGUUUCUUUGAUAAAGUAGAAGCUGGCACUAAAAUGGGUCUAACAUUCGAAAUUGCGGAAGGCGGUUUCCUAGAUAUAGACGUGCGUAUCAUAGAUCCAAAUGGGCAAAACAUCUAUCAAGGCGAAAGAGAAACCUCUGGUAAAUACACUUUUGCCGCACAUUCAUCAGGAACAUACACGUAUUGCUUCUCGAAUAAAAUGUCAACGAUGACACCCAAAAUAGUGAUGUUCAAUAUGGCUGUGGGAGAAUCGCCCAAAGCCGAACACGCUGAAGGAGAAAGCCCUAAUAAAUUGGAAGAAAUGAUUAAAGAACUCACAAACUCUUUAGCAGGUGUAAAACAAGAACAGGAGUACAUGCAAGUGAGAGACAGAAUACACAGAAGUAUCAACGAAAGCACAAAUUCGAGGGUUGUCAUGUGGUCAUUUUUCGAGGCUCUUAUUUUGGUUGCGAUGACUGUCGGACAAGUUUAUUACCUCAAGAGGUUCUUCGAAGUACGAAGAGUGGUGUAGAUUACAAUAAAUACUAUCAAGUCUGACUAAUUUUCUUUUGUUUACAACGUUGAUUGCAAAAUUAUUUGUAUAUUUUUUUAGUUAAAAUUUGCGUUUUGUGUAAAUGCGAAAGCUAAUUUUCAAUGUGGUGUAGCUUUCGGAAAUAUAUUUUUACAUGAACUACACGUAAAUUCAAAUUAACUUAGAACGAUUAAAUGGGCUGUACAAAUAACUUAUAUUUGAUUUCUGAUGGUUUCUAAAUAAAAAAUUGUAAUAAAAUUUUAUAUGCAAG
This is a messenger RNA of Phyllotreta striolata, 935 nucleotides long. NCBI's taxonomy places the organism in Eukaryota, Metazoa, Arthropoda, Insecta, Coleoptera, Chrysomelidae. The record is from the annotation of a GenBank genome assembly.